Messenger RNA from Cornus florida, 1705 nucleotides. Its product is annotated as calmodulin-like. Gene Ontology annotation, cellular component: myosin II complex. Lineage: Eukaryota; Viridiplantae; Streptophyta; Magnoliopsida; Cornales; Cornaceae. Gene Ontology annotation, molecular function: enzyme regulator activity; calcium ion binding. The transcript has 3 exons. The coding region runs from base 451 to 1005 and encodes 184 amino acids. The record is from RefSeq and is a predicted model, not a curated record.
GAAUGGCAUUUCUCAGGCCAAACAAGGGGUCUUGACAGAACCUAGCUCAGUGAUGAUAUCAAACAUUUUUGAAAAAUAAGGUGGAGACUAAAUAAUUAUGUGGUGAGCUUCAUAAUUAUUAAAAUAUGUCUUCUCCAUCAAACUAAUAAAGCCUGAGAAUAACUUUUACUCCAUGCACCAAAAAGAAGAAAAAAAAAAAGGAGAAAAAAGAAGAGGAAAGCAGAGAAAUGGAGAGGGAAUAAUUGAUGGAAAAGGUGAAGUAAGUAAAGAAUUUUCGCCUUUGGGAAUGGGACUGCAUCCGAUACCCAACCUUGGCUUUGGUAAGCUCCCUCUAUAAACAUCCCUCCCCCCUUUAUUUUUCUCUGACAGAACUCAGGGUUUUCCUUUCUCUCUCAACACAUUUUGUUUGAUUCCUCCCCCCUCUCCCUCUUUCUCAUUCUGAGUGAAAGAAUGGCGAAUCAGCUAACAAACACUCAGAUCAAAGAAUUCAGUGAGGCUUUCAGCCUCUUUGACAAGGACGGAGAUGGUAGGAUCACUACCAAUGAGAUUGGUACAGUGAUGAGGGCAUUGGGGCGAAACCCAACAGAGGCAGAGCUUCAGGAUAUGAUCAAUGAGGUUGAUGAUGCAGAUGGCAGUGGGACAAUUGAUCGCAAAGAAUUCCUUGACCUAAUGGCUCGGAGGUUGAAGGCAGACCCUAAAACUGAAGGCGACCUCAGGGAAGCUUUCCUGGUUUUUGACAAGGAUGAGAGUGGCUUCAUAACUGCAGAUGAACUCCGCCAUGUUAUGACGAGUCUUGGUGAGAAGCUGACAGAUGAGGAAGUUAAUGAGAUGAUUCAUGAAGCUGAAGGCGAUGGUGAUAAACGGAUCAGCUAUGAGGAGUUCUUCAAAGUCAUGUUGGCCAAAAGGCAAAGGAAGAUUGCUCAAGAGAAUGGACAUGGUAGCAAGAAUGGGAAGGCCAAAAAACUGCGUUGUAGAGAGCUGCUCCACCAAUGUUUGAUCCUUUAAUCUGUUUGGCCGGUGUCACAUUUCAUAUAUUGAUCCUAUUUUUAUGGACAUGUAAAAUAAAUAUAAUAAUAAAUAUUUCAGUCUACCCUUUUCACAGCGGGUAUCAGUCUUGGGGCCCUCUUUUCGGCAACCUCUUCUUCGCCAUAUGGGUUAUCGUUCACCUGUAUCCCUUUCUCAAAGGUUUGUUGGUUCGGCAAAAUCGUACUCCUACCAUUGUCAUUGUCUGGUCCAUACUCCUUGCUUCUAUAUUCUCCCUUCUGUGGGUGCGGAUCGAUCCGUUUACUUCGGACACCACAAAAUCUGCUUCAGCAGGUCAAUGUGGCAUCAACUGUUUGUUCUUUCGAAGAUCAUUUUGUUGAGGUAAGCUACAACAUUUACCUUUACCUUUCUGUAAAUAAAGAAGAAAACACAUAUAAAGGGUCUCUUUGUCUUAUUUUAUUUUUUCUUAUCUUCGUUAAAUUGUAUUCUCUCAUCCAUAAGUGUUCAUGUUGGCUCUUUACAAGGACAGCUGUUCCAAACUAUAGCUUGUUUUUUGUUGCCACUGUAAUAUUGUGUUGAUUUAUUGUCAAGAGCUUGUAAUGAACCAGUCAUGGCAUUGGUUCUUUUGAAAUUGAAAGAAAAAAAGGUUAUUUCUUGGAAAUACAAACUGGGUAUUCUGGCUGUGUACUACUAUAGUCUAUAUUAUGACUUAAGCUGUAAA